This is a messenger RNA of Capronia epimyces CBS 606.96, 1272 nucleotides long. RefSeq lists its product as uncharacterized. Gene Ontology annotation, molecular function: ATP binding; Hsp70 protein binding. The coding region runs from base 1 to 1272 and encodes 423 amino acids. The transcript has a single exon. Gene Ontology annotation, biological process: protein refolding; response to heat. The record is from RefSeq and is a predicted model, not a curated record. NCBI's taxonomy places the organism in Eukaryota, Fungi, Ascomycota, Eurotiomycetes, Chaetothyriales, Herpotrichiellaceae. Gene Ontology annotation, cellular component: cytoplasm.
AUGAACGGCGACCCCCGUAGCGACAACAACGACGUCGACCUCUAUGAGGUCCUCGGCGUCCCCAAAGAUGCCUCCCAGGCUGAUAUCAGAAAGGCUUACCGCAAGGCCGCCCUGACCCAUCACCCUGACAAAGUUCCAGACGAGCAGAAAGAAGAAGCCGAGGCUCGAUUCAAGGCAGUGACUCAGGCCUAUGAAAUCCUGUACGAUGAUGAAAAAAGACAAAUGUACGACAGAUACGGUAUGGCCGCGUUCGACAGCUCCAGAGGAGGGCCCGGUGGCAUGGGCGGCGAAGUCAACAUGGAAGACAUUCUGAACAUGUUCGGUAUGGGCGGCGGGAUGCCCGGCAUGGGAGGCAUGGGAGGAGCACGGAAGAUGCGACGAAGUCCCGAUGAGAAUCAAAAAUACGAGGUGACGCUGGAAGACCUGUACAAGGGCAAGACGGUCAAGUUCUCCAGCACGAAGAACGUCAUAUGCUCCAAGUGCACCGGGACCGGCGGUGUGGAAAAGGCCCAGCCCAAGGAAUGUUCGACCUGUAAGGGCAAGGGUGUCAGGCAGAUCUUGAGCCAAGUUGGCCCGGGCAUGUUGACGCAGCGUAUGGUCGAGUGCGGUGCCUGCGAAGGCACAGGCCAGGUCUGGAAUCCCAAAGACAAAUGCAAGAAGUGCAAAGGCAAGCGGGUCACUGAAGAAAGGAAACAGCUGGAACUCUAUAUCCCUCGGGGUGCCAGAGAAGGCGAUCAGAUCAAACUCGAGGGCGAGGCGGAUCAGGUCCCGGGGGCAGAGCAGACGGGCGAUAUCAUCUUCCAUCUGGUCGAGCUUCCACAUGAGACCUUCCAGCGGACCGGCAAUGAUCUCACCGCGAAACUCUCCAUCACUCUAGGCGAAGCUCUUACCGGCUUCCACCGCGUCGUUCUCAAGCAUCUCGACGGGCGAGGCAUCGAACUUCACCAUCCCCAGACACCCGGCCAGGUGCUUCGAGCGGGUGAAGUCCUCAAGGUGCGCGGUGAAGGAAUGCCUUUGAAGAGGAGUGAUGCUAAAGGCGAUCUCUAUCUUCUCGUCGAGAUCGAGUUCCCUGAAGACGGCUACUUCUCCGACCCGGCCGCCCUCGAGGCUCUGCGGAAAUUGCUGCCGCCGCCGCCUCCACCGAUCGAGGCCGACGAAACCGACGAAGUUGGCUUCGAGGUCGCCGACAUCGAGGAGAUCGGCGGUCAGGAUGGCCGAGAUGCCUGGGAAGACGACGAAGGGCCUCAGCAGGCUCAAUGCCAAACCCAGUAA